AUGGCUGCGGACGGCAAAUUCUUCGCGUAUGCGUGUCUGGGUCCGAAGCAGAAGUUCGAGCCGUUUCACUACGAGCCGGCCCCAUUGGGACCCAACGACGUGCAGAUUAAAGUCACGCAUAACGGCCUGUGCCACACGGACCUGCACAUGCGUGACAACGACUGGAACAACGCGACGUACCCGUUAGUAGCAGGCCACGAGGUGGUGGGCGUAGUGGAGCAGGUCGGCGACAACGUCACUACGCACAAAGUCGGCGAUCGCGUCGCAUACGGCUGGCUGCGCAACUCGUGCCGCUGCUGCCUGUCGUGCGUGCGCGGCGAGGAGAACCUGUGCGCGGAGGGCUACACGGGGCUCAUCCUGAGCGGCAACAAGGGCGGCUUCCAGCCGCGCCUGCGCGCGCCCGCCGAUUUCGCCAUCAAACUCCCCGAUGGGCUCGAUUCCGUGGACGCCGCGCCUCUCAUGUGCGCCGGCAUCACUGUAUAUAGCCCUCUCCGCGCGCACAUCACCCGCCCGGGCAUGAAGGUGGGCGUGAUCGGCAUAGGAGGUCUCGGCCACCUGGCUUUGCAGAUAGCCCGGGCCAUGGGGGCGCACGUGACUGCCUUCUCCACCUCUCCUACGAAAGAGGAGGAGGCCAAGAGCAUGGGCGCACAGCAGUUUGUGGUGUAUGAUGCGAAUGCUGCGCCGGGAAAGGGGCACCCCGAGGUGCCCAAGAGCGCGCACGUGGACGUGCUCGUGAACUGCGCUCCAGUGCUGCCUCCCAACGGGGACUACCGGAACUUCAUGAGCCUGCUCAACCCUGACGGCACGCUCGUGCUGGCUGGGAUUCCACCUGAUGCUGUCGGCCAGGUGGGCCUGCUGGACCUGAUUUUUGGGCAGAAGAAACUUGCGGGGUCGAUUGUGGGCGGGCGGAUGCUGCUGAAAGAAAUGUUUGACUUCUGCGCUGCAAACAGCAUCAAGCCCGUGACUGUGACGCGGCCGCUGUCGCAGCUCAACGAGGCCAUGGAUGAAGUUUUGGCCAACAAGGUUCGCUACCGUGUGGUGUUGCUCACUGAUGUUGAGUAG
Molecule: messenger RNA, 1062 nt
Organism: Closterium sp. Yama58-4
Lineage: Eukaryota; Viridiplantae; Streptophyta; Zygnematophyceae; Desmidiales; Closteriaceae
Source: the annotation of a GenBank genome assembly